GAACGGUAGCAGUUCUGCCAACCAAAGUAGUGCGUAUGACAGUCUCCCCAGAUGAGUCAGCGAACUGUUUUUUGUAACAAAUAAUUCCGAUUGUUUUUUGCGAAAUAUCAAUGGGUUUUACUGUUUAACGUCGCUAAUUCGUGGGAUUUAUUGUGCAGCAGUGCGGUGUGAACGAAUAACAGCCUACAAGCCAUCUUUCCACUAAUGUGCGCGCAUUAAUUGACAAAAAACAAAAUCCAUUUGACGUCUUUUUUCACCCAAUCCAGGCCAGUCCAGGCAUUAUAACCUUACAAUUCCACAGAAAGGACGCGUGCAUUAGCAAGACGGAUUUUCUCACAUAUUUCUCUGUGCAUUAUGAGUCUGUACGCUUGGGGUGCGAAUAGUUAUGGCCAAUUAGGGCUGGGCUACAAGUCGGAAGAAGAAAUCAGCCCUAAGGAGAUUUCGCUUAAAGGUAGCGAAUUGAAUGCUAGGGAUAUCGUGUGCAUUACUGGAGGAGCUGGUCAUACUUUGAUUUUGGAUUGCCAUGGUUUCGUCUAUUGCUGCGGCUGGAACUCCAAGGGCCAACUGGGCCUGUCUGACGAUACGGUCAAGCUCACUCAAAUCGAGAUUUUAAAGGAAUUUAAAAUCGUGGAAAUAUCCUGCGGUUGGGACUUCAGUGCCGCCGUGUCCGAAUGCGGCAAACAGUUCGUAUGGGGCAACAAUCAGUACACCCAGCUGGGGCUGUCAAAAAGCAUAACAUGUACGGGCAUUCCUUCAAGACUGCAAGUGUCUCAGAAAUUAGCAACUGGCUUCAAGAAGGUGAGCUGCGGCUUGAGACACUCCGCCAUGAUCACCAAAGAGCGCGGCCUUUUGGUGGCUGGGACAGGAGCCAAAGGCCAGCUGGGCUUAGGGGACAAUUUUGAUGAUAAUAACUACUUGAGUAUAACAAGAUUACCCGAAUUGGAGGAUGUGAUUAGUGUAGCCAGUGGGCAGAAUCACACUCUGGCACUGAGAGAGAAUGGCACUGUUCUGAGCUGGGGCGAAAACAAGUUUGGACAACUGGGGAUUGCCCCCAAUGUCGCAAGCAGCUUCAUCCCGUUGGAAGUCUUCUGUUUGGAAGGUUUGGAGAAUGUCUAUGCUGGCUGGACGCAUAGCGCUGCUAUCACCAGAAAUGGUGAAGUUUAUACUUGGGGCAGAGACACCUACGGACAGUUAGGAUCCCCGAGGGAUGUCCCAUCCAAACCCGAAAAAAUCCGUACUUUGGACAAGGUGAGGCAGCUCAGUUUGGGUUCGGAGCACAACCUUGCUGUGACCACCGACAACAAACUGUACACUUGGGGCUGGAACGAGCAUGGCGGUUGCGGUACCGGCGACAAAAAGGAGGUGCGAACACCUACGCAAAUCUUGGACAACAGAAGCGUUAGAUUGGCUUUUGCCUGCACCGGAAGUUCUUUUGCAGUCCUUAAUUAGUCUCGACAUUGUCUUGUUUCUCUUUUUUAUUGUUCAUAAGUAUUUUUAUAAUUAAGAUGAUGUGUAAUUAUUGUAUCAAUGCAUUAUUUUUGUAAUAAAUAGGACUUUAUGCGUGGACAA
Dendroctonus ponderosae (mountain pine beetle) is the source of this 1569-nucleotide messenger RNA. RefSeq names its product secretion-regulating guanine nucleotide exchange factor. Bases 355 to 1449 code for a protein of 364 amino acids. Lineage: Eukaryota; Metazoa; Arthropoda; Insecta; Coleoptera; Curculionidae. The record is from RefSeq and is a predicted model, not a curated record. The transcript has 2 exons.